Molecule: messenger RNA, 5128 nt
Organism: Megalopta genalis
Lineage: Eukaryota; Metazoa; Arthropoda; Insecta; Hymenoptera; Halictidae
Biological process (GO): regulation of transcription by RNA polymerase II
Cellular component (GO): nucleus
Molecular function (GO): chromatin DNA binding
Source: RefSeq, a predicted model, not a curated record
ACAACUUGGUUGCUUUCGCUCUCAGCGUCGAUGUUGCCGUUGUCGUUGCCGGUACCGGUACCGGUGCGCAGUUCGCGAUCGCAGUCGGUGCUAGCUGGUUAGAAGGAAAUGGAAUCGCGCCCGUGCAGCGACCGCCGCGGACGACUACGUUAAACGCGAUUCGUCCACGUGGAGCACAGAGCCCGUGGAACCGGUCCGCCGCUCUCGGACGCAGCUACUACGAUUGUGGGGCCCACGGUACCGUCGGGUACGAAGCAGGGGGCCUGCUAGCCGCGACACCCGUAUUUUCCCUAGUGAUGAUGACGAUGACGAUGCUGCUGCACGAGGUGAUUACGUGAACGCAACCGGUCCCCGAUCGACGGGAGGACAAACAACACCGGGGCCUUGGAGAGGAUCGCAGCCGUGACUCGUGGUAUUCCGUGACACGGGCCCCGUACAUUGAGAGACCGAGGAGAAAUCCGCGAGGAAAGUCCGAGACGCACGAUGAUCUCCACGAACUUUUCCCGUCGCGCUGCGCUUCCACGGUGGAAGCGGCAAUACGUUUGCGACGUGCUCGCCCGAGGAAUCAACGACGCGGUAUAAUCGCCGAUUUAGGGAGAGAAAGAGAGCGCGCGCGCGAGAGAGAGAGAUAGAAAGAGAGAGAGGAAGCCGACGCGAGUAAAGAAGUGAGUUCUCUUUGAUUUAGCUUCGUCGCCGUGAUCGCGAUCGUGAUCGGAUAGAGGAUUUAGAAUCGUUCGUCGAUCGGAUCGGUCGUCGGUCCGACGACGAUCGUCGGUCGGCCCUUGGAAUUCGUCGGUUCGUCCGAGAAUCCCGCGGCGACCCGCGUUUAACAGUCGCGAGUCGAUUCAUCGCGCGAAGUCGCGUCGAGGCGAGGCGAGGCGGAAGUUUCAUCGCGAGCGGAACCAAGCCGGCUGCGGACCACCAGGUGCCAAGAGGGUAAACGGGAGAGAGCCGUAAGCUGACAGAGGGCCGUUGGCAGAAGCCGCGCGAGAAGAUGAGCGACGGCAUCGUCGGUGCAAUCGCGAUCAGUUUGUUCGGCAGCGAGAAGAAGCGCCGGGACAGCAUGGAUUCCAGUUACACGAUCCUUGGCAAUGAUGUCGACGUCUGCAGAAUGUUCGACCAAUUCUCUUACAAGAGAAACGAGAACCUCGAUUUCGCGCUGAACGUGCCGCAGUCUCAUCACCCGACGCCUUAUCAUCAUCAAGAGGGUUACGCCAUGGCCGAUCAGACGUUUCACACGCCCAGCUUCGGCGACGAGGAUUUCGAUAUUCCCUCGAUUCAUUCUCACUCGCACCAGCAGCAGCAGCAUCAACGCCAACAACAACAACAACAGCAGCAGCAGCAGCAACAACAACAACAGCAGCAGCAACAACAGUCCCAGCAACAAGCUCAGCACGAUCAGAUGCAUAGCUAUCAGGCGCGGAUGAUGCAGUCCACCGGCGGUAUUCAACAGUCUCCGGACGGAUUAAAUCUGGACCCCGGAGGAUAUCAGCAAUCGCUCUAUCUGCAGCAAGACCAUGCGAUGCAACCGAUCAGCGUCGGAAUAUCCCGUGGCAACUCACGCGUGUCAGCACGGAGCGCGGCCGUUUAUCUACAAUUUCUAUGCGGUCGCAACACACGCGGAAAUCGCUCCAGCUACAGUAGCCCACCUGGUUCGUACGCGCCGAUGAGCUCGCCGCGCCAGCAGCACGGAAGCCAGCAGAUGAUGUUGCUCCAACAACAGCAACAACAACAACAACAACAGCAACAGCAGCAGCAACAACAACAACAGGCACAGAUGCAGCAGCACAUGCAGUACAUGCACACUCAGCAACAGCAGUUGCAGCAGCAACAGAUGCAGUACAGGAGUCCCACAGGGGGUAGUCCGCCGACGAUUCAGUCGAGCAGCGUGCCGGAGCCGAAUAACAACACGACCACCAGCGAGGACAGCGACGACAGCACGCCGCACUCUGGAAUGAUCACCGGGAUAAAGCGACCGUCGCCGGAGCCGGCCGACGUCGGCGCGAAGAAUCAGAGGAAGCCAAAGUCGCAGAAGAAGAAGAAGAAGAGGGAUCCGAACGAGCCGCAAAAGCCCGUGUCGGCGUACGCUCUGUUCUUCAGGGACACGCAGGCGGCGAUAAAAGGUAAAAACGCCAGUGCGAGCUUCGGCGAGGUGUCGAAGAUCGUUGCCUCGAUGUGGGACGCCCUGGACAGCGAGCACAAGAACGUUUAUAAGAAGAAGACCGAGGCGGCGAAGAAGGAGUACUUGCAAGCCCUGGCCGCGUACAGGGCGUCUCUCGUCAGCAAAGGCGCGGCCGAGAACGAGCAACAGCAGCAGCAGCAGCAGCAACAGCAGCAGGCGUCGCCUCAGCAACAGCAACAGCAGCAACAACAACAGCAACAGCAGCAGGUUCAGUACGCGACGUACGGGAACUACACCGGAACCGGGACCCCCGUGAGCGUCUCGUAUCAGGUCUACAGUCCGCAGCCGCAACCACCGUCUCCUCAGCAGCAGCACGCGCAUCCGCACCCGCAUCAGCAUCAACACCAGCACCAUCAUCCGCAUCCUCAGCAGCAACAGCAGAUGCAGAUGAAAAAGUCGGCUCAUCAUCUGAGCAUGACGGGGAAUCCGCAGCAGCAACAGUCGCAGCAGAGUCUGAUGAACAGCGGAAUGGUGUCAUCGCACAUCGGUCAGCAGUCGCAACAGUCGCAGUCGCAGUCGCAACAGCAACAGCAUAUGCAACAGCAGGUCUCCCAGCAGCAGUACAUGCAGGUGCAGCAACAGCAAGUGCAACAAGUACAAGUGCAGCACCAGUCGCAGCAUCACCACCAACACCAACAGCAACAGAUGCUGCACGCGAGCCCUCCGAAAGGGGACUCGUUGUCCAGCCCCUCGCCUGCUGGCAGCACGGGCCAGGCGACAAUAACCGGGCAAAGACCGGCGUCGAACGCGUGCAUUAGGCACGGCUGUCCGAAUCCCGCGGUGGCGAAUAGCGAAUGGGAGGACGAGUACUGCAGCAACGAAUGCGUGGUCAGCCACUGCAGGGACGUGUUCACCACGUGGGUCUCCUCGAAUCAAACUCCCCAACAGAACUUUUCCACCGUCAAAUAAGGAUACGUAGAAUCAUGAAAAAGCGUACGAUCAUUCGAGCACGCGUUUCGACCGUCGUCGUCGUUCGUUCGUGUUCGAUAUGAGUAUACCUGAUCUAAAGCGUGUACAUAAAUUGACAAAGAGAAUCGCGUAGGAUCGAGCAACCUAAACCGAUGACGCUAAUAAAACUCGACUGGUACGCGCAGGCAUACGCACGGCUCGGUGGUACGGGACGGAAUGUUUUUUGAGCCGUGUUCACGCAUCGCGGACCCGACCAGUCACAUUUAUAUCGUUUAAUAGCUCUAUAUGUGUGCAAAACACGCGGCGACGAUCCUGUCAACGCGGCAAGAGUAUUAUGAAAUCGCCAAAGUAGCCGAUCGAAUUGAACCGUAGUUCCGAAGCAUCGACGUCAUCGUCCUCCCCCCUUCCUUUCUUCUCGCCCACCCUCCUCCUCGACUUCUUUGAGAUUCCCACGGGUCGGAAACGAAAGAACGAUUGAAUCGAGUGUAAGGAAAAGUGUAUCUUCUCUGCAACGUUUCGCUAGCGAUCGUCUUAACAAUUACGUGUCAACGUAGAUCUCGCGCGACAAGCCUGCGAUCCGAUCGUAGUGCUCGCGCAUCAACUGACGCGCACUCGGUUCCCAGGUUCUUUCUGACAAAACUCGUGUUCACGACACAAGAUAGAGAGAGAGAAUGAGAGAGAAAGAGAGAGAGAGUGGCGGUAACAAGCAAUUUAUUUUUGUAUAAUUAUACGAAUAAUCGGUGGAACUAUAGCAAUACGAAGGAUAUCGUUAAACGGGCCAAGCGAAGAGCGACGAGCGAUCGUCGCCCAUCCUCGAUCCUCGCCGGGUUUAUUCUCGUUGACGACGAACGACUUAGGUGCGUAGAAUUUUGUUGAAUAAUCCCGCGAGCGCCGUGGACACUAUUUAACGCGAAAUUAUACGAAUUCGUGCACCCUUCGCGCCACCAUUUAAACGCGGAAAUCGGGGCGAGGUUGCGGCCGCCGUCUGCGUAUGUCCGCGUAUUAAUCCUUGUCACCCCUUGUCGGCGGCGAUGAUUCUACGCUCUCUGAUAGCUGAUUACUAGACAGAUGAUAAAAAGUAUGUGACAAAAGAGAAUCGUGAACUCUGCGUUGCCGGUAUUUCUAUCGAUGCAAGCGUUUUUAAACAACCGUUUUUUGGUUUCUUUUUUCCUCGACAUCCUCUUGUACAUAUAGACAAAGAAAUAUUCCAUAGAUUUUCAAUGCUCCACGAUGUAAACAUAAUCGGUAGUGUACCAUACUAUGAUAACACCCCCCCCUCCCCGCCCCUACCCCCCUCGAUAUAUCGUAACAAAAAUGUAUGAAAUAUAUAUAUAAAUACAAAAAAGGGAAACCGACUCGACACUAAAAAAUAUGUACGCACGCGUACAUGCGAGACACGUACGUAUAUGGUGCAUGUAUACGUAUAAGCGAUUCGCUAUUGUAUGUACGUAUGUAUAGAUGUACACCGUGACAGCGUAGCGUCACGAUACACGUGAAUAAUACACGGACACACACACCACACACAUACAUACAAACACACACACACACGCGUUGCAUCCACUCGGCGAGCUGAAUCGGACUAACGUAGAUAAACCGAGAAAAUCGAAGGAGAAAACCAACUGAAAAAAGUUGUUGCGUCGUCGACCACGUUACGGAAGAUUCUUCCCAUGUUAGUCGUAAAUCGCGUCGAUAUGUAUACCGAAGAAAAACAAAAGAAAAAGGCGUAAAAAGAGAGAAAGAGAGAGAGAAAGAGCGCGCGAGGAUGAAAGGAAAGAAGGAUAAGUAAAGAAAGAAAUGAUGGAAAUAAAUCUAGAAAAGCUCGAAUUACUUAUCGUAGUGCUAGCACUUUGCGCCGAACGUAUGCAUACACGCAUGCAUAUAUGGGUGUAGGUGUGUAGGUGCGUGCGUGCGAGCGUCUGCCUGCGUGUAUGUAUGUAUAUGUACAAUGGUGAUUCGAAUUUCCGACGAGUUGAUUUUGAAUUUUUUGUUGAUUUUCUGUACAAAGAUGAUAACGAUUAAACGAACGUCAGUGUGGAA